CAUCCCCGACAGUGAAAGGCUCGACGGUAUAUUAAGAGGAGCAAUGAGCAUAGAUGUAUCAGUCGCUCAAGAAACUUCUGUACAGUGAACACAGCUAUAUGCAUAGAAACAUGAAUCAGAUCGUGCUGCUUUCUCUGGUGUCCUUGGCCACGGCCGCGCCAUUGAUCGUGAAACAGGAUCAAAACGACUAUCAACAGUACCAGCUCCAUGGUGGUUUCCAACCGAUCGAAAGAUCCGACCAUGAGAGCCUCGGCUCAUCUUCCGGGGGUGGAAGUUACGGUGGCGAGUACAGCAGCGGUGGCGGCUAUGGCGGCGGCUAUGGCGGCGGUUAUGGCGGUGGUCACGGUGGCGGCGAUUACGGUGGCGGAGAAUACGGCGGUGGUUACGGCGGUGGUUACGGAGGCGGCGAUUUCGGAGGCGGACACGGUGGAGGUCUCGAAGCAUCUUCGGGACACUUGGAAGGUUCCAGUGACCACUUGAGCUCGGAUUAUUCUUCUUAUGGCGGUGGUUACGAGGGCGGUGACGAGGGUGGAGUUUCCCUCGACGGCGGUCACCACAGUGUGGUGCAAAGUGUCCCUGUGUCGGAGCACGUCGAGGUGACGAAGCCUAUACCCAUCAAAGUGAUCAAACACAUCGGGGUACCAGUUCCUCAUAUCGUGAAGAUUGCUGUACCCCAUCCAGUGGCAGUCGGCGUUCCCCAGUCGUAUCCAGUUGCGCAUCCGGUACCAAAAUUGGUACCAGUUCAAGUAGUGAAGACCGUCGCGGUCCCUGUGGAGAAGAAGGUUCCAUUCCCCGUGGAGAAACAUAUUCCGGUGCCUGUCGAGAAGCCGAUUCCCAUCACGAUCGAGAAACACGUGCCAGUGCCGGUCAUCAAACCGUAUCCCAUCAAGAUCCCCGUCUACAAAACCAUCUACCACCACGCGAAAAAGCAUUAGAACGUCGGGAAUCAUUAAACAACGAUCUCGCAAAGACGUUCAUUGCUUCUGCUCAAGGCUCGAAUCAACGUCCAUCGAACAACCCUGAUGGAAUCGAUAUGAAUAUCAAGGGAAAAUGAU
Molecule: messenger RNA, 1055 nt
Organism: Osmia lignaria (orchard mason bee)
Lineage: Eukaryota; Metazoa; Arthropoda; Insecta; Hymenoptera; Megachilidae
Source: RefSeq, a predicted model, not a curated record